Molecule: messenger RNA, 2960 nt
Organism: Salarias fasciatus (jewelled blenny)
Lineage: Eukaryota; Metazoa; Chordata; Actinopteri; Blenniiformes; Blenniidae
Gene: sigirr
Product: single immunoglobulin and toll-interleukin 1 receptor (TIR) domain
Exons: 10
Coding region: 152-1723 (523 amino acids)
Biological process (GO): signal transduction
Source: RefSeq, a predicted model, not a curated record
GUGAUUCCAGGUGCCGUGCAGGAAGCGGGGACUCGUCUCCUCCGCCGCUCUGAAUGUAACGAAACAGUAAGAAAGUGACAGCGGGUGGUCUCUCGGUGAUGUGAGGGAGCAGGACGUCUUUUCCCGGCUCGUUUCUCCGCUGCUGCUCCUCAUGGCGCUGCUCUCCGCGGCUCUCCUGCUCUGCUCCGGGCUGCUGGACACCACUUCCUCCGCAGUCGGUCAGAGCUGUGUGGACGAGAGCAGGUUUCAGGAGCGGGUGAUUUAUUUGGGGAAGGAGGAGCUUCCAUAUAGACUGCAGUGUCCUCUGGAUCCUGCACAGCUGAAGGGUGUCGAGGAAACCCAGCUGACAUGGCAGAAAGACUGUCAGCAGCUCCUCAACCGGGAGGGGAAGACCUAUCUGGAGUUCGCCACCCUCCGCUUAGAGGAUCAAGGAAAUUACACCUGCAUUCUGGACGGCAACAGCACAUCCACAUUCACCGUGCAUCUCACAGUUAAAGACUCUCCGUGCUCCAAAGCUCCAGAAUUUAAGCCCAAAGGGGGCCUGACCAGACUGUGGGGGAUUGUGGGGUCUGCUGUGACCCUGAACUGCAGCGCCCUCCUCCAUACCGACCCGUUGGAGGAACACUGUGACACCGCGCUGCAGUGGAGCAAAGCUGGACAACCUCUCACGAACCACACGCUUUAUCCGCUGAAUACAUCUUCAUGGUCUGCUGGUGAAGGACAGCUGAUGGUACAAAGUCUGCUGCUGGUUUCUAUCAGCGAGCUGGAAGACUUCGGAGUUUACAGCUGCUCAGUGAGGAAUGUUUCCUCAGACUUCAGCAUACAGAACUCAGACAUCCCGAGCCAUACGGCUGCUGUGAUCGCUGCUGUGGUCCUCCUCCUCCUCCUGGGUGUCGCGGCUGUCGUGUACUCCAGGUGUCACCUGAACAUCAAGCUGUGGUACAAGAACACCUAUGGAGACUACGAGCUGAAUGAUGGUAAACUCUACGAUGCCUACAUCUCCUAUGUCAACAAUGACUACGACCGGAAGUUUAUCAACUUUAUCCUUAAACCUCACCUGGAAAAUCAAAACCGGUACAAGGUGCAGCUCAAUGACAACGAAAUCCUUCCUGGUGCAGAACCUUCUGCAGACUUGGUCAUGAACAUGAGUCGCUCUCGUCGUCUCAUCGUGUUGCUGUCGUACGCUUACCUCGAGCAGGACUGGUGCACCCAGAACUUCAGGCAGGGCUUCCUGCACCUGUUCGAGUUGUGUCCGCGGCCCAUCGUCAUCAUGCUGGACGGUCAGUACAGACGAAUGACGUCGGACGUCAAGCAGCUGCUCGACGAGAACCAGCACCGCCUCACCAUCCUCACCUGGAAGCACAACUCUGUGACUCCGGCCUCCGUCUUCUGGAAGGAGCUGUCUCUAGCGAUGCCGCGCAGACUUUUCUUCCACAGCAAUUCUGCGGGCGACCCUCAGACUGUGCUGCAGGACGACAAAGACCCCAUGCUGACCCUUGACCCCGACUACCUGGACUGCCGCCCAGACUUGGACGGCGCUGGAGACGUCGGUCCUCGUCUCCCUGUGUAUAAGAAUCUGGCCGGUAGAGCUCCAGUUCUCCCCGCAGCUCCCAUCCCAGCGGCGGAGCCCAGACCCUCCGACAUCGACAUGUCGGACCUGGGAUCACGAAACUACGGAGCUCGCUCCGACUUCUACUGCCUGGUCACAAAGGAAGACAUCUGAUCUGAUCUGACAGUCCUCACCUGUCCUGUCCUGUCCUGUCAUGUAGCUGAAUGUUUUGUUAUGUUCCUUACUGUGUUUGAAAUCAGGGGGGUUUCUGUUACUUGGCAGAGUUCAAAUUCAAUGUUUUUUUGUGUUUUUUUUAUGUACAAUAUUGUGUGUGAAAGAAAAAAUGAAGGAAGUAAUGUCAACAGUAACGGGUCACACUGGUCUUCAAGUUCACUGAUAUAUUCACAAUGCAAUCAACAGCUCUGCUAUAAAUAUUAGUUUAGUUUUUAAGAUGUUAAUGUUUGUUGCCUGAAUUGUCACUGAAAGAGACGGACUCAAAUAUUUAAUGGUUAAAUUCAAAACCUCUCGGUUAUAUGAAGUUGAACUGAAUUUUUUAAAGGAAAACUUACAGCAAAGCUGUUGUUUUGGGCGAUAUUUGAUUAUGUAAUUGUGCUUAAAAAUUGGCACAUGUUCAUACAGGUGCGUCUAAAAAAUACAAAGGAAAAAACAUUUUUUUACAUAUUUUAUUUCAAACAAUGAAGCUUCUAUAUAUUUUAAAUAUAUAUUCGGAGCUUAUAAAGAUCUAGUUUUUCUGAAAUUAUCAGAUUAUAUAAGAAAUAUUUAAUUAAAUCUCCUGAUUGGAAACAUUUCAGUUUAGCCAUUUAAACCUUCAUAAUUUAUAGUCAUUUCAUUGAUAUUCGGUUUCUAGUUCCACCUACGAACUUAUGAAUGUUCCAGUAUCUCUUCUCCCCAGCAGAGGGCAGAGUACUGACAGAUAAGAUUAGAUAAGAGGUUUUGCUCUUUCAGCACUUUGCCCUGUUUGAUUGUGAACAGAGACUGUUCAAAGAAAAACUCUGACAUUCCCAAAGUCUCACUUUUAUCCAGAAAUACAGUUCCUGCAGUGGUUUUCCGCAGCUGUGCCAAAAUCUGCAACUCAGGUGUGUGUGAUCAAUAAAUAAAAAGGCGAAGGCGGUCGUGCUAAUGGAACCGGUGGACAGUGUGUGUUUGAAGGGACUUGCUGACCUCUGUCCUCGCGCGGUUAUCGUCACCUGCAGUGAAAUGGGAGACCGAAUGAGGGUGCAGCAGGGAAGGUCUCGUAUUGUUCCUGUCUGAGCAGGAACAAAUAUGUAAACAGGGAGUGGCUGACAUUUCACCACAUUACUGUCACUCUUUUACAGCAGCAAACACUACAACACUCAUACACACACACACACACACGAAGUGCUUAGAAAAGGACAUUUGGUCUCCAAAU